ACUAAUUUGAUGAGUUUCGGAACACAAAAUCGUACAUUUUAAGAUAAAUUUUUCGUUAAAUUUUCUUCGUGUGAAUGAAAAGAUCAGACAAGGUCAACGACCAUUCCCGCUUUUUCUUAAACUGACCAAAAUUAUACAAGGCAAACGGGACUGAUAUCCUCAAACAAAGUUCAUUAAAACAGACAUGAACCACUACGGUUGGGUGGGGAUCGCCAAGCGUUGGAAAAAGUCCCUCCAUCUGGAAUCACAGAACAGGAUUUUGUAACAAAUUUCUCGUGUUUUCCUUGGAUGGUUCGAAUCUACGAUUUGCUUCUAACAUUAUCUAAUUAUGGCCCAGUCCAAAAAGAAAGCCGCGAAUUUCGAAAUCAUCAUAAAAAAUCUUCUAGCUGGCGGUGUUGCUGGUAUAUGCUCAAAAACAGUCGUGGCACCAUUGGAUAGAGUGAAAAUUUUGUUGCAAGCACAACAUACACAUUAUAAACAUUUGGGUGUCUUCUCAGGAUUAAGAGAAGUUGUCAGACGUGAAAAUUUCCUUGCUUUAUAUAAAGGCAACUUUGUUCAAAUGAUUAGAACCAUCCCUUAUGCAGCAACACAAUUUACAGCAUUUGAACAAUAUAAAAAGCAUUUAGGAGGACUGUUUGGGCAAGGUUCACAUUUAGAUGGAUUCUUAGCUGGAGCUGCUGGAGGUGUUACAGCAGCAGGAAUUACAUAUCCACUUGACACAAUCAGAGCGCGACUAGCUUUUCAAGUUACCAGUAAUACACUUUAUUCUGGGAUUAGACAUGCUGCUGUUACGAUGUUUAAAGAGGAAGGUGGUCUUCGAGCAUUAUACAGAGGAUUCUGGUCAAAUAUGUUGGGAAUGAUACCAUACGCAGGAUUUUCCUUCUAUACAUUUGAUAAGUUAAAAUAUCUAUGUAUGAAAUCUGCGCCACAUUAUUUUUGUUCUGAGCAUAAGACAAAUACAGGUGGUCUUAUAUUGAAUGUACCAGCGAAACUUCUAUGUGGAGGUGCUGCCGGUGCUGUAGCGCACACUUUCUCUUAUCCAUUAGAUGUUACGAAGAGACGUAUGCAGUUGGCCAUGAUGAAUCCAACUACACAUAAGUACGCGUUGGGAAUGUGGUAUACUAUUAAGAUGAUAUAUAUCGAAGACGGUAUUGUAAAAGGUUUAUAUCGUGGAAUGAGUGUAAAUUUCUUACGAGCAGUACCUUUUGUAGCAGUUGGUUUUGCAACAUACGAAGUGAUGAAGCAAAUGCUCGAUUUAGACACAGGAAUAAGACUCUAAUUUUAGGUAAAAUAUAAAUGGCUAUUUUUGAUACAUUUUAUUUAUAUAUACUCUUAUAAAAAAUUAAAAUAUAAUUUAUAUGGUUCUGGUUGUGAUUAAAAAAUGCAGAAUGAUGAACAAAUGAACUAAUGUACACAAAUGUAUUAGUUCAUAUAACUUGUUUACUUAAGAAUAAGUGAGUUAUAAUGUUAAAACAAUGUAUUAUAUUAUUUUUAUAAAAAUAUUGAAUCUA
Linepithema humile (Argentine ant) is the source of this 1511-nucleotide messenger RNA. RefSeq names its product solute carrier family 25 member 16-like. Gene Ontology annotation, molecular function: coenzyme A transmembrane transporter activity. Gene Ontology annotation, cellular component: mitochondrial inner membrane. The record is from RefSeq and is a predicted model, not a curated record. Gene Ontology annotation, biological process: mitochondrial coenzyme A transmembrane transport. NCBI's taxonomy places the organism in Eukaryota, Metazoa, Arthropoda, Insecta, Hymenoptera, Formicidae.